CAUCGGAAAUUAUCUUGAUUCGUCCGAAACUAGUUUGUUGAGGGACACACGUCGCAUCAGCAUCGAUAGAUGCACACUCAUCUCAAGAUGAUAACAUGAAGCAUCCACUGCGAUUGCAGAAAAUGCAACGACGCGAAAAAAAAUUAGUGCAAUUGCUACAGUUGGAUUGAAAACGCAAUUCCAAUGUGUACUGCUAGUGUCGCGUGUAUCUUCUCGGUGCAAAUAAGAGUGGUUCAAAACUGUUAUACAGUGCUCCCGUCAUCAUCGGUGUGGUCCAGUCGCCAAUUGGUGCAUACAACUUUCUUUCGCACAAGGGAGACCGGUCCAAAGCCUCGAUUACAACCAUCCAAAUGUUAACGAACCGUAACAUCUGAACCGAACCAAACACGCACCAGACUAGAAUUGUACUGUCAUUGCAUAGGCUCUGCGCAGAUCAACCCAACAAACGUGACGAGUCUAAUCGUUGCUGAUUUCUGAUUCCAUCGUAGCAUGGAUCUGCCCAUAUUAGCUCAGGUGGAGAGCAUUGCGAAUCGUUUCCAUUCACUAAAAUCGUCAGUCGGGAGUGAUGAUGCAACGAAUGGCACCGUGCUCAAAGGCAAGGCCAUGGUCAAAACCGAUCUGAACAACAACGAGGAAGAUAAGGUCUCCGUUGAGGAGGAAAUCGGCGAGUCGUACGAGAUCCGUCCGUUCUACGAGGGUAAGAACAUCUUCGUGACCGGAGGGACGGGAUUUCUCGGGAAGGUGCUGAUCGAGAAACUGCUACGCAGUUGCGAUGGGAUCAAGCACAUCUACAUCCUGCUCAGACCGAAGCGAGGUCUAACCAGCGAACAGCGAUAUCGAGAGUUCGUCAAGCACCCGGCCUUCGAUCGUCUACGGGCGAAGGCUCCGUACGUGCUGGAGAAGAUGAUCUGCAUUGGAGGGGACAUCACCAUGCCACAGCUGGGGCUAUCCGAAAUGGACCGACAACUGCUGGUGGAGAACGUGAACAUCGUGUUCCACGUGGCCGCUACGGUGCGGUUCAACGAAGGACUGAAGGAGGCUGCCGUGCUGAACGCCAUCGGCACGCAACGGAUACUGGAUCUGUGCGUUAAGAUGUUCCAUUUGCAGAGCGUAGUCCACGUCUCGACCGCCUACAGCAACCCGAGCAGGCGCGAAGUCGACGAAGUGGUCUAUCCACCGACGAUGAAUGCCGACUCGUUCAUCCAGUGCGUUAACAUCCUUCCGGGGGAUGUGAUCAAUGCACUGUCCGAAAAGCUGCAAGGAACUCACCCAAACACAUACACGCUGACCAAAUCGAUUGCCGAACAGCUGGUGUCGGAGUACAGUAGCCAGUUGCCGAUCUGCAUCGUACGGCCGUCGAUUGUGACUGGGUCGCUGAAGGAACCGUACCCGGGCUGGGUGGACAAUGUAUAUGGGAUCACCGGCAUCAUGAUGGAAAUCGGACGGGGCACGAUCAGCAGCAUCAUGUGCGACGAGAACUGCGUGAUGGACGUCAUUCCGGUGGACAUCGUCUGCAAUACCUUGAUUGCGGCAGCUUGGGAAAAUGCCAUGACCAUGUCCAAUCCAAUCCGGGUGUACAAUUGCACCUCCGGUCCGAUCAAUCCGAUCAAGUGGUACAAAUACGGCGAGAUCACCCAAAAGUGGGCCAUCAAGAACCCCACCAAGUACGUGAUGCUGUAUCCGGGCUUCCAGUACCGUACCAACCGGAUUAUCCACAAGAUCGUCGAGCUGUUUCUGCACUUCCUGCCGGCCUAUCUGUUCGACAUUGUGAUGCGUUUUCAAGGAUCGAAGCCCAUCAUGGCGAAGAUUGCGAAACGGUUCCAGAAGGCUGCCGACACCGGGGAGUUCUUCGCCAUGCACCAGUGGGACUUCAAGAGCGACAACCUGAAACGGUUGAUGCGUAAAGUGCAGAGAGCCAAGGACGGGGAGGACUUCGACUUCGACAUGACCAACAUGAGCUGGGACUCGUAUCUGGAACAGUAUAUGCUGGGGAUUCGGAAGUUCGUGCUCAAGGAUGACCUGGAUAGCAUGGCGAAGGCUCGGAGGAAAAUUCGACAGUUGUAUUGGACGAGGGUGUUUCUGCUGAUGGUAGUGCUGUUUCUGGUGUAUCACUUCGUCUUGAAGAGGAUAUUUUCCUGAACAGAACGGCCCGUCUAGUUUCCAGAGACAAUCUACAGCGACUAGUUUAGUUGUUGGACAAUUUUAAUAUUGAUAGCUACAUAGUUAACAGUGAGAAACAUGACAUAUCAUUAGAAGAUAAGGUUAUUUCGCACAGUGUCUAUUUGAAUGUAAUGAUUUGAAUGGCAAUAUGUCGAUAAAAAACAAAUACACGUCUUAUGUAAAAUGUUAGAAGCGACUCACUUUUCCUGAAUUCGCACCUAGCAAAUUAGAGGUUUUCCUAAAAACUCAUACCAAUUAUUUUUCUAUGUAUUUAUUC
Molecule: messenger RNA, 2437 nt
Organism: Aedes aegypti (yellow fever mosquito)
Lineage: Eukaryota; Metazoa; Arthropoda; Insecta; Diptera; Culicidae
Product: putative fatty acyl-CoA reductase CG5065
Exons: 5
Coding region: 490-2139 (549 amino acids)
Biological process (GO): long-chain fatty-acyl-CoA metabolic process
Cellular component (GO): peroxisome
Molecular function (GO): alcohol-forming very long-chain fatty acyl-CoA reductase (NADP+) activity
Source: RefSeq, a predicted model, not a curated record